Messenger RNA from Strongylus vulgaris, 260 nucleotides. Lineage: Eukaryota; Metazoa; Nematoda; Chromadorea; Rhabditida; Strongylidae. The record is from the annotation of a GenBank genome assembly.
AUGGCUCGUACAGCGGCAUGGAUGAAACAUGCUUACUUGGGACUUCUCCCAGCUUUUCCGGCUGGAUACCUUAUCGUAAACGGAUUUCGAGGUGACCAAUUUUGGACGAAACCAUAUGUGGAUCGAAGCCCUUUUCCUCCUACUGAGGCUUUGAAAGACCUUGUAGAAUCUGAGCUUGACAGAAUCGGCGAUGUUAAGAAAGCAAAGGUUAGAUGUAGUAACUUGAUAAAUUCGAUGCUAUGUUUCUUGCUGGAAUAGUG